This is a messenger RNA of Closterium sp. Naga37s-1, 4758 nucleotides long. The record is from the annotation of a GenBank genome assembly. Lineage: Eukaryota; Viridiplantae; Streptophyta; Zygnematophyceae; Desmidiales; Closteriaceae.
AUGCUCAUGUCCCUCCCUCGCCCUUCCCCUCCCUCGCCCUUCCCCUCCCUCGCCCUUCCCCUCCCUCGCCCUUCCCCUCCCUCGCCCUUCCCCUCCCUCGCCCUUCCCCUCCCUCGCCCUUCCCCUCCCUCGCCCUUCCCCUCCCUCGCCCUUCCCCUCCCUCGCCCUUCCCCUCCCUCGCCCUUCCCCUCCCUCGCCCUUCCCCUCCCUCGCCCUUCCCCUCCCUCGCCCUUCCCCUCCCUCGCCCUUCCCCUCCCUCGCCCUUCCCCUCCCUCGCCCUUCCCCUCCCUCGCCCUUCCCCUCCCUCGCCCUUCCCCUCCCUCGCCCUUCCCCUCCCUCGCCCUUCCCCUCCCUCGCCCUUCCCCUCCUCGCCCUUCCCCUCCCUCGCCCUUCCCCUCCCUCGCCCUUCCCCUCCCUCGCCCUUCCCCUCCCUCGCCCUUCCCCUCCCUCGCCCUUCCCCUCCCUCGCCCUUCCCCUCCCUCGCCCUUCCCCUCCCUCGCCCUUCCCCUCCCUCGCCCUUCCCCUCCCUCGCCCUUCCCCUCCCUCGCCCUUCCCCUCCCUCGCCCUUCCCCUCCCUCGCCCUUCCCCUCCCUCGCCCUUCCCCUCCCUCGCCCUUCCACCUCCCUCGCCCUUCCCUCCUCGCCCUUCCCCUCCCUCGCCCUUCCCCUCCCUCGCCCUUCCCCUCCCUCGCCCUUCCCCUCCCUCGCCCUUCCCCUCCCUCGCCCUUCCCCUCCCUCGCCCUUCCCCUCCCUCGCCCUUCCCCUCCCUCGCCCUUCCCCUCCCUCGCCCUUCCCCUCCCUCGCCCUUCCCCUCCCUCGCCCUUCCCCUCCCUCGCCCUUCCCCUCCCUCGCCCUUCCCCUCCCUCGCCCUUCCCCUCCCUCGCCCUUCCCCUCCCUCGCCCUUCCCCUCCCUCGCCCUUCCCCUCCCUCGCCCUUCCCCUCCCUCGCCCUUCCCCUCCCUCGCCCUUCCCCUCCCUCGCCCUUCCCCUCCCUCGCCCUUCCCCUCCCUCGCCCUUCCCCUCCCUCGCCCUUCCCCUCCCUCGCCCUUCCCCUCCCUCGCCCUUCCCCUCCCUCGCCCUUCCCCUCCCUCGCCCUUCCCCUCCCUCGCCCUUCCCCUCCCUCGCCCUUCCCCUCCCUCGCCCUUCCCCUCCCUCGCCCUUCCCCUCCCUCGCCCUUCCCCUCCCUCGCCCUUCCCCUCCCUCGCCCUUCCCCUCCCUCGCCCUUCCCCUCCCUCGCCCUUCCCCUCCCUCGCCCUUCCCCUCCCUCGCCUUCCCCUCCCUCGCCCUUCCCCUCCCUCGCCCUUCCCCUCCCUCGCCCUUCCCCUCCCUCGCCCUUCCCCUCCCUCGCCCUUCCCCUCCCUCGCCCUUCCCCUCCCUCGCCCUUCCCCUCCCUCGCCUUCCCCUCCCUCGCCCUUCCCUCCCUCGCCCUUCCCCUCCCUCGCCCUUCCCCUCCCUCGCCCUUCCCCUCCCUCGCCCUUCCCCUCCCUCGCCCUUCCCCUCCCUCGCCCUUCCCCUCCCUCGCCCUUCCCCUCCCUCGCCCUUCCCCUCCCUCGCCCUUCCCCUCCCUCGCCCUUCCCUCCCUCGCCCUUCCCCUCCCUCGCCCUUCCCCUCCCUCGCCCUUCCCCUCCCUCGCCCUUCCCCUCCCUCGCCCUUCCCCUCCCUCGCCCUUCCCCUCCCUCCCUCGCCCUUCCCCUCCCUCGCCCUUCCCCUCCCUCGCCCUUCCCUCCCUCGCCCUUCCCCUCCCUCGCCCUUCCCCUCCCUCGCCCUUCCCCUCCCUCGCCCUUCCCCUCCCUCGCCCUUCCCCUCCCUCGCCCUUCCCCUCCCUCGCCCUUCCCCUCCCUCGCCCUUCCCCUCCCUCGCCCUUCCCCUCCCUCGCCCUUCCCCUCCCUCGCCCUUCCCCUCCCUCGCCCUUCCCCUCCCUCGCCCUUCCCCUCCCUCGCCCUUCCCCUCCCUCGCCCUUCCCCUCCCUCGCCCUUCCCCUCCCUCGCCCUUCCCCUCCCUCGCCCUUCCCCUCCCUCGCCCUUCCCCUCCCUCGCCCUUCCCCUCCCUCGCCCUUCCCCUCCCUCGCCCUUCCCCUCCCUCGCCCUUCCCCUCCCUCGCCCUUCCCCUCCCUCGCCCUUCCCCUCCCUCGCCCUUCCCCUCCCUCGCCCUUCCCCUCCCUCGCCCUUCCCCUCCCUCGCCCUUCCCCUCCCUCGCCCUUCCCCUCCCUCGCCCUUCCCCUCCCUCGCCCUUCCCCUCCCUCGCCCUUCCCCUCCCUCGCCCUUCCCCUCCCUCGCCCUUCCCCUCCCUCGCCCUUCCCCUCCCUCGCCCUUCCCCUCCCUCGCCCUUCCCCUCCCUCGCCCUUCCCCUCCCUCGCCCUUCCCCUCCCUCGCCCUUCCCCUCCCUCGCCCUUCCCCUCCCUCGCCCUUCCCCUCCCUCGCCCUUCCCCUCCCUCGCCCUUCCCCUCCCUCGCCCUUCCCCUCCCUCGCCCUUCCCCUCCCUCGCCCUUCCCCUCCCUCGCCCUUCCCCUCCCUCGCCCUUCCCCUCCCUCGCCCUUCCCCUCCCUCGCCCUUCCCCUCCCUCGCCCUUCCCCUCCCUCGCCCUUCCCCUCCUCGCCCUUCCCCUCCCUCGCCCUUCCCCUCCCUCGCCCUUCCCCUCCCUCGCCCUUCCCCUCCCUCGCCCUUCCCUCCCUCGCCCUUCCCCUCCCUCGCCCUUCCCCUCCCUCGCCCUUCCCCUCCCUCGCCCUUCCCCUCCCUCGCCCUUCCCCUCCCUCGCCCUUCCCCUCCCUCGCCCUUCCCCUCCCUCGCCCUUCCCCUUCCUCUCACCCUCCAUCGCUCACCUGCGCUGGUGCAUGCCAUGCUGCCCCCUCCCCCCUUCCGUCUAUUGCGAUCACAGCAGCUCCACGUGCCGCUGCCACUGCCCACACUCGCCACUCUCGCGCGCUACUUCGCUCCCCGCAUACCCGCCCCGCCCUCUGCCACCUCGUCGCAUGCUCACACACCUCCCUCCCGCCACCCACCAUUCCUCCUCCCCCUCGCACUGCUGAGCGGGCAUGUUGGGAGCUUGGAGCACGGCUGGUGUGGGCAGGCAGGUGGGCGCCAAGGCUGGGUGCACGGGCACAGGGACGGGAGCGAGUGCAGGCGACAUGCUCACCUGUCGCCACGGCGAGUCAAGCUCAUGCCCUUCCCCUCCCUCGCCCUUCCCCUCUCUCACCAUUGCCCUCGCUCGCCCGCCCUGUCUCUCCUGCAGUAAGGGACGUUAACUGGAGGCGAUCUAACCAGGAGACCAUGAGUGUGAAGACCUGCCCGCUCUCCCCCCUCUCGUUCCUCACGCCACUGGCCUCCACUAACACCACACAUUUAACUCCGCCUUGUACCUUGCGCUGCACUGCUGCCGCCACCCACACGCCCGCUUCCCCUGCUGUGGCGUCACCACAACACGUGGCACGUCGCAAGUCGCUCUCCCCUCCACCCAAUCAUCAUCUUUCCUCCAUCAACUCUACUCGUCCCCUGCAGCUAUCCUCGCCACUGCUUUCAUGUGCACCUUCUCCCCCGUCAUCUCGCUCUUCUAGGCAUCUGCUGCCUCAGCGUCAGGGUGAGCUCGCUCUACCAGCAGUGUUUCCCCUUCCUUCUCCUCAUCCCUUGGGUGACGACAAAGAGGAGAAUGAGCCCGAGCACAUGCCCCUGUCAUCCUCUCUCAAGGCCAUGGCAGCAGCGGUGUGUGCGCUACAUCACUGCCGACUCGCUCGCUCAGACCAACCUGUUGCAGCCCAAGGUGUCGAUAAUGUUCCCGGCGCCCAGUCCAGGGAGGGAGGGCGAGGUGCAGCUGACAGUGCGGACUUCCCCGGCCCGCUCAAGUACCACACUGUGGCGCCGCAACUCAUGCAGGUGGGGUUGGGUGGUGUGGUACUGCGCAUGUCGCAUGGCAAGUACGAUGCAGGUCGGGCGAAGGAUCAGGUGCAGGCAGCUGUGCGGGAGAAACAAGUCCUGGAGCAGCGCCUGGAGAACCUGGAGCUCUCAACAGCCGACCAGGUCAAAGCGUUGGAGCAGCACUCGACAGCAGAGGUGGAUGGGCUGGCAGCUAGGCUGGCGACCGCAGUGCAGCAACUGGAGGAGAGCCGGGCGGCACAUGCCAAGCUGAAUCUGCACUCGUCAGCAGAGCGGGAUGAGCUGGCAGCCAAGCUGAAUCUGCACUCGUCAGCAGCGAUUGGUGGAGAGCCAGGUGGAAGAGGCCAAGCUGAGGGAGGAGGUGAAGGAGAAGGCGGCGCAGGCAGAGCAGCUAGUGGCGGUUUCCAAGUAUCUGGAGGAGAGACGGGCGACAGAGGCCCAACUGAGGGAGGAGGUGAAGGAGAAGGCGGCCUAACUGCAGGCGCAGCUGCAAGCGCUUUCCAAGGAGCUGGAGGAGCUGAGGGGGAUGAAGGCGCAUGUGCACAGGCAGAAGCGGAAGGAGAGGGAGCAACAGGCGCAAGCGCACCCAUCAAGCGCACAGGGGAGCACCUCCUUGCCGCCGCCUCCCUUUCCACCCCCUCCCUUGCCGCCGCCUCCCUUUCCACCCCCUCCCUUGCCGCCUCCUCCCUUGCCGCAUCCUCCCUUCCGCCUCCCCUCUUGCCGCCACCUCCUUUGCUCUCCUCUCCCUUGCCACACCUUUCCUUGCCGCGGCCUCCCUUGCUGCAGGCGGGCAAGGAGGUGGGGAUGGGACACGUGGGUGCGUUCAGAGUGUGUGGGGUGGACAGCUCAUGCCACGGGGCAUGUGCGGUGGAGGUGAAACGGGCACGCUACUGA